Labeo rohita (rohu) is the source of this 3632-nucleotide messenger RNA. It is a transcript of the gene polr3e, whose product is annotated as polymerase (RNA) III (DNA directed) polypeptide E. The transcript has 21 exons. The coding region runs from base 304 to 2394 and encodes 696 amino acids. The record is from RefSeq and is a predicted model, not a curated record. Gene Ontology annotation, biological process: DNA-templated transcription. NCBI's taxonomy places the organism in Eukaryota, Metazoa, Chordata, Actinopteri, Cypriniformes, Cyprinidae. Gene Ontology annotation, cellular component: nucleus; RNA polymerase III complex.
GGCCGCAGUGCAUGCUGGGAUAUGGCGAGCUCGCUCAGCUCCUCCCCACGUGUUUGAGUGACUGCAGCGCUGCGAUCAGCAACAUGGCAGCAGCAGCAACAGCGGCUCCUCUCACAUAGAGAUCCUCACACAGACCCGCUGAAGAACCUCACGACAACCUCACGAAAGCUGAGUUUAGCGCACGAGCGCGCACGUCUGCUGACGCUCUGCUCGCCGCUGCAGCCGUUGGCUUUUGUUGAUUUAUUGGAUCGGCGCGGCCUCGGUUUAAAAUCCACUAGUGGCGUUCGUCCUCGGGUCUUCAUUAUGGCCAGCGGAGACGAUGAUGAUCCAAUUAUACAAGAGAUUGACGUGUAUCUGGCCAGAAGUCUGGUGGAAAAGCUGUAUUUGUUCCAGUACCCAGUGCGUCCUGCUUCUAUGAGUUAUGAUAAUGUGACUCAUUUGGCAGCCAAAAUCAAACCCAAGCAGCAGAAGGUUGAGCUCGAGGUGGCCAUGGACACCAUGAGUCCGAACUACUGCCGCAGUAAAGGCGAGCAGAUCGCACUCAACGUGGACGGCACAUCCUCUGAGGACUCCAACGUCUACUCGACGAAGUUGAUGGACAAGCAAACUUUUUCAUCGAUCCAGGCGACUACUAACACGUCCCGCUACGCUGCGGCUGUGUUUCACAAAGGAGAGCUUCAUCUCACUCCACUGCAGGGAAUCCUCCAGAUGAGACCCAGCUUCUCCUACCUGGAUAAAGCUGAUACUAAACAUAGAGAAAGAGAGGCGGCCAAUGAAGCUGGAGACUCUUCUCAGGAUGAGGCAGAAGAUGACGUUAAACAAAUCACUGUGAGGUUUUCUCGGCCUGAGUCAGAACAGGCCCGUCAGCGCCGCAUCCAGUCAUACGAGUUCCUGCAGAAGAAACAGGCUGAAGAGCCCUGGGUUCACCUGCAUUACCACGGUGUAAAGGACAGCCGUUCUGAGCACGAGCGCCAGUAUCUUUACUGCCAAGCCAUGGACACCACAGAAAACACAGAACUGGUGAAAACACCACGUGAAUAUCUGUCCAUGCUCAUGCCUCCUUUGGCUGAAGAAAAAGUCGUCAAGCCCAUGGGUCCCAGUAACGUGCUCUCCAUGGCCCAACUCCGCACGCUGCCUCUGGGUGAACAAGUCAAGACGCUGAUGAAGAAUGUCAAGGUGAUGCCGUUUGCCAAUCUGAUGGGGCUGCUGGCCUCAGGAACAGAUUCCACCGCAGUAUUGCGCUGCAUCCAGCAGGUGGCGCUGCUUGUCCAGGGCAACUGGGUUGUGAAGAGUGAUGUGCUGUAUCCCAAAAACACAUGUAGCUCCCACAGUGGCGUUCCUGCUGAAGUGCUCUGUCGCGGUCGAGACUUUGUGAUGUGGAGAUUCACUUUAGAACGAACCCUGAUGAGAAAAGAGGUUGCUGCCAUCAUAAAGCUUCCUCCAGAGGACGUGAAGGACUUCCUGGAGCAGAUGUCUGCCCCUCGAUUAAACCGAGGCUGGGAGUUCCUGUUGCCAACAGAUCAUGAUUUUGUCAAAAAGCAUCCUGAUGUGGCUCAGCGACAGCACAUGCUUUGGCUGGGCAUUCAGUCCAAGUUGGAAAAAGUGUUUAACUUCUCCAAAGAUGACUUUGUGCCUAAAAAGGACGCUCAGAUGGAGUCCGUUCACAUCGGCGGAGAUCAGCGUCUGAAAUCGGCACGGGAGAACGCAAGAGAAAACCACGCCACCAUGCAGAAGGAGCUUGACGCUCGCAGACUGAAGGCGUCUCGAUACACAGGCCCGUCCGGUGAAUCUGGCGCCCCGGUGCAGGUCAAACAGGAGCCCUUGAGUGACUCUGAAGAGCCCAUGGACACGUCAGGCCCGCUCACCAACGGCUCGAUCAACGGUUACCCAAACUCUACCUCUCCGGUCUCGGACCCUCAUAACGGACACGGUCACGCCUUCACCCCGGAGCUCCAGGACUUUGUGCGGAGCACCUUCCGGAAGCACUAUGUUUUGUGCCUGAGUGAAGUGAAGAGGCUGUUUAACCUGCAUCUGGCCAGUUUACCCACGGGUCACUCGGCGUACGGCCACGUGACAGACCGCAUGCUGCAGGACACCAUCCUCCAGAGCCAGUGCAAACAGAUCCUGGUGCCUUUUCCCCCUCAGAGCAACGCUACAGCAGAUGAGCAGAAGGUCUUUGGCCUGUGGGAGAGCGGAGAAACCUUCGACAAGCACCGACAGGUUCUGUUUGAGAUCUUCAUGAAGAACUAUCGCGUCAGAAGAAACGUGAUCCAGACGCGCCUCACACAGGAGCUCGGUGACGCUGUCACCAAAACAGAUAUAGAUCGACUGCUCAAGGAGUGUUGCAUGAGUUUAGGCGGGAUGUGGUAUCUGAAGGGAACCGUUCCCUCCUGACAGUAGAUCAGGAGCGCCAGAUAUCCUGUCAAUCACGCAUCUCCCUCCCUCAGAGUUCAGUGAGAGUGAACGCUGCACGGGGAGGCGGAGCCAACACACCCAACCAAUCACUGCCCUCGGCUGACACCACCGGUCCGGUCUGGAGCAUCUGCAUACGCUAACCCUUUGGACGCACAUUUGAUCUCACGUAAAGGGCUGAAGAUCCAUUCGAUCCUGCGUUUGCGGGAAACUGAAGUAUAAGGAAUGGAGCUGCGUGCCGAACGCAUACGCAGACGAUCAGUUAAUGCUGGUUUCUUUUGGUUUCUUUAAUAUGAAAGUAGGAAUGACAGAACAUCAUGGUUCAUCUCAUUUUAUCCUGCUUGUGGCCUUCGGGAGCUAAUCGGCAGAUUUUGGCCUUGUUUAUUACCUUUAGCUGACUGAAAAAGUGUUUGGUUUAAUCAUUUCCUUGAUUUUAUUGCACAUUGAGUUGUUUUUGCCCCACAUUUAAGCACGACCCAAAGAAACUGCAGGAUACGGACACUUUUGAAGAUCACUAGAUCAUAAUAAAUUCUCUGAAAUAUUCAUUUCUCUGCUCUCCUUGGGUCAAACGAAGGCUAUGAAGCUCCCAUUGAAAUGUUUACAGCUCUGACAACCAAAAAAAGGACAAAUGGUUGAUUCUGGAGCAGUUUAGAUCAAUUCUGACAGACAAACCCCAGAAAUCUAUUAUAUGAACCAGUGUUCAUGAAUAUUUAUUGGACCUGAAGGUAGAUUGAAUCAGAAUGUGAAGCUCUGAAUGACUUUUGCAGUGAAUUUGUAUUUUAUUUCAGACCAUUUAUGGCAUUCUGAGUAAAUGCUGAAGCAAUUUAAACAUUAAUUUCUUAUAAGAAUAAAAAAAUAUGCAUAAUGGUUACACAAUUUUUUUGCAAGUGAUCUGGGAUUUUUGCUGGAGUUGCUAAACUGUGUUUGGGUGUAAAAGAAAGUGCCUCGUAAUUAUUCAGGGGAAAAUAUUGUAUCAAUAUGAUUUGCAAUCUUGUAAUUAUGACUGAAAUCAUCUUCACAUGCACAUAUAACUACAUGUCUGUGUCUCUCCACACAUGCAUAUAAAGCGUUCACUGUCGGUCUGUUUAUUAAGCAUUCCACAUAUUCAUAUUCUGGAUUAUCGUUGCCAAGUCUGUACAGUCACACAUUCAAACAGCUGAAAACCCCAAACCAGACCUUUUUUAUUUGUAUGUCAUUCUGAAUAAACAUUGCAACUGACA